CACACCACUAAUUCCUUCCACCACUCUCUCCUCUCUCACUUUCCCACUCUAACAUACGCCCCCUGGCUUAUUUUAGCACCAUGCUAACGUACGCUGGUGGUGAAAACAACUCCAACUUUCUUGAAGCUUGUACCCUGUGCUCAAAACCACUUGGUCACAACACUGACAUAUACAUGUACAGAGGGAAUAAUCCAUUUUGUAGCCAAGAGUGUAGGCAAGAACAAAUAGAGAUUGAUGAGGCAAGAGAGAGGAGAUGGAAAGUUGCUAAGAAAUCAAAUGAAAAAACCAAAAAAAAUAAUGUGCGGACAGGAACUGUUGUUGUAGCUUAGCAAGGAAUUAUAAAAAAAAAAGUAUUAUUAUGUAAUUAAAUUAAAUUAAAUUAAAAACCCUUUCUGAAAUCAAGAAAUAUGAUGGAGGGGUUGUUAAGAAAUUUGGCUUUGACUUGUGGUGGUGGUGAUUGUGAUGAUGGUGGAGGAGAAAGGGUCAACUUUGAGAACAAUUUUGGAUGUUGAAAUGAUUGAAAUCUAUAUAGUACAACUUUUAAUGCAUAAGGUACAACUUAUUGAA
This is a messenger RNA of Helianthus annuus (common sunflower), 567 nucleotides long. Its product is annotated as FCS-Like Zinc finger 3. Gene Ontology annotation, biological process: regulation of DNA-templated transcription. Lineage: Eukaryota; Viridiplantae; Streptophyta; Magnoliopsida; Asterales; Asteraceae. The coding region runs from base 81 to 329 and encodes 82 amino acids. The record is from RefSeq and is a predicted model, not a curated record. Gene Ontology annotation, molecular function: zinc ion binding. The transcript has 2 exons.